Molecule: messenger RNA, 1411 nt
Organism: Aedes aegypti (yellow fever mosquito)
Lineage: Eukaryota; Metazoa; Arthropoda; Insecta; Diptera; Culicidae
Gene: Rcd7
Exons: 2
Coding region: 105-1391 (428 amino acids)
Source: RefSeq, a predicted model, not a curated record
AUUGGUCAGAUGAAGGUAAGUUUACCAAUGUUUCGUAUCUGGGAAUUAAAAACUAGGACAUCAAAGUUAGCGUUGCCCAGAAUUUGUCAUUCAAACUCUCAAUCAUGGAUGGAUGCAGUCAAAAUUCCAGUGAUGUGCAAUUGUUCUUCGAUAAAUCGACAGAGGUAGUCGUCUAUCCUGAUCUGUUUCCCGAGGAACCUCCAUUGUUGGAAGCCGAAAUCAAACGUGGAUUCAAAGAGCUCAAGAAAAGGCAACAACUAGCUUCGAAAAGCAAACGGAAAGCGAAAAAAGAAGCACAGAAGGAUGCUCCCAAGGUCACAAAGAUAAUCUACCCUGCCCCGGCAAAGUUUUCCGGAUGUCGACACAACGAAACCAUCAUUAUCAACAGAGAAAUUUUGAAUCCCAAUAUGCAUCUUCGACUGUUGGCGAUGCCUCGAGUCAAACCAACGCCACAGUACGCUCGUAUCGUACGUAAAACCCUGCCACCUCCUACCAACCAUAUCAAAACUCUAGCCCAACCCAAGGCGAACUACGUAAGAGAUACAAUCAAUCUCCAUUCCGCACAUCUCAAACCGCACCAGAUCGAAAGAAUGAAGGAACGUUUGAACGCGCGAGACUAUCUCACUAUAGCCGAGUCACGCCAAUUUGCCCGCCAACAGAAAAAGGACGAAAUUCGUUGGCUCCGUCACCGAAAGCGGCAAGAACGUAUCCUCAAAAAGAAAAUAGUGCGUUUGGAGUUAGACUAUCUACAGGACAUUAUGGCAAAAGUCUAUCGACAAACCAGAAACUAUUUCCUAAAUGAUGACGAACUUCCUUUAGAAGACGAACUAGCGAUUGCGUCCGAAGUGAUACUAACAAAAAUCUGUGACCUAAUUGGCGUUGAUGUCCCGCAAAGAGAUGGCGCGCAUAUAUUGGAUAAAUAUUACUGUCAACUGGGCGAUAAAGCAGCAAUGUGGAUGUGGAGGAUCAUGCAGUCUGCUAAUGUAACCUUUGAACGGCCCGAAGAUGUUGUAAAACGGCUCUCAGCAGCGUCAAGCUUGUUCGAGGAUCCAACUAAAUUGAAGCAAGAGAACAUCGAAGAGUCUGAAGGCGAAGAAGAACUGAUCGUUGACGAUUCUACGCGGGACAUAAUCAAGCACAUUGUGGAAUCCUGUAUAGCAACAGCGCUGUUGGCUCUUAAUAACCUGGAAAGCGACAACACUACAGAAGAAAACAGCUACGGUGUUCUUUUAAGUGUGUCUCAAACGGCGAUACGGAGUGCCCCUAGUGAAGAGACUACAAAGACCGAACGAGAAAAGGGAUCCAAAGUUAACUUCAUACCGCGCACGUCAUCGAUUAAAGUAGAAAUGAGUCAGUUGAAAAACGAGGAUGAUGAUGAGGUGGAACAAUGAAAACGUUUUGAAAUAGAAAA